Mucor mucedo is the source of this 1742-nucleotide messenger RNA. RefSeq names its product Metallo-dependent phosphatase-like protein. The transcript has a single exon. Gene Ontology annotation, molecular function: acid phosphatase activity. The record is from RefSeq and is a predicted model, not a curated record. Lineage: Eukaryota; Fungi; Mucoromycota; Mucoromycetes; Mucorales; Mucoraceae. Bases 102 to 1550 code for a protein of 482 amino acids.
CUUGUGACUAUGAAAUGAGGGUUUCAUUUAUAUAUUUGGGAAUAGAGUAACACAUAAUUUUUUUUUUUUUUUUUUUAAGCUUUUUCCGAAUAAAUGAAAGCAUGAGCAUGUACCCGAAUGCAGACUUUAGCGAACCUUACUCUUCGGUGUCCUUUCAGUAUAAACAACUCACUUCACCAUACCCUUACAGUCAUAACGAAACCGUCGAACUCAACAAGACCAGUUUUUUACCCAAAAAAAGUCAAAUAACGAGAUGGUUUCGACAUCAUCAAAAGCAAAUUCUCUUUUUAGUUUGCUUACUUUUAUUAGCACUCUUUUGUCUACGUAACAUGAUUGCCGUUUACUGGACUUUUCUCAAGAUCAAGAUGGAUAGCACCAUGUUCGAUCGUGGUUAUGUCGCUUGUGGUCUGUUACGAAAGGAACCCAUGUUAUUUGUACAAGAUACCCGCCACGUUCAAGUCGUUUGGGAAAUGAAUUGUGGCAUGUCAAAUAAGGCCAUGUCACUCACUUACUGGCAACCAGGGGACGAAAAGAUCACAUUGGAGGCCAUCGAGCCCAAAGUCCUGGAUCCUCACCACACUGUCUAUAAAGCCACGUUGGGUCCCAUCGAAAGGGGAGGCACCGUGAAUUACAGGAUUGAAACCACACCCAAGGAAGGCAGCGAAAGUACACAAAAAAAGCGAAAAGUAUUAGCGAAACAUGCAUUUCAAUGGUAUACCACCCUGGAUACAGAACCUAUUCGUAUGGCAGCGAUAGCAGAUAAUCAAUUUGGUAUGUUGACCUUUUCAUCUUUACUGCGUCAGAUCAGAAAACGAUCACCCAAACCACAGUUUUUAAUUCAUGCGGGGGAUGCCAUCCAAAACUAUCCUUCACUCAGACAAUGGCAGACGGAUUUCGCUGGUCCCUUAGCAGCGCAUGGAUUAGGUCAAACCACACCCUUGAUCUACGCCCAUGGUAACCAUGAUUAUGACAUGCGAGGUGAAUAUACUUAUACACGUAGUCACGGGAUCAACGGUCACCCUUGGUUUGCAUUCUCCAUGGCGAACGGAGCUCUUCGUUUUAUCGUUCUGGACAGCAACAUCGAUUGGGAGCUACAGGAUACCUGGCUCAAGCAUGAAAUCCAAUCCGACGAAUUCAAACAAGCUCAAUUCCGUGUGGUCGUAGUCCAUGUGCCUCCCUUUUUGGAAUAUUGGGAUCCAGAAGCUUGGUUUCAACAGGGACAGAGUAAAUGGGGAGCCUUUAUCAAGGAUCGUUACGUCCCCAUCUUUGAAGAAGGUAAAGUUGAUAUCGUUAUCUCGGGUCAUCAACAUAAUUAUGAACGUGGGGAACGCAAUGGAGUUCAUUAUGCUAUUAUUGGAGGCGGUGGAGGGGAUUUGGAUUUUGAUCAGGUGACCGAUUGGGCCAUGUAUGAAUCGAAAUCAUUAGACUUUCAUUACGUCUUGUUGGAGUUUAAACCUCCUCUCUUAAAUAAUCGAUGGUCUCUUCAUUGGGAUACCUAUAGUGUCAGUGGUAAAAAAGUUGAUUCAAUGUCAAUAGAGUCUCGCACAUAGAAUUUUUUUUUUUUUUUUCCCCCGUGAUCAUGGAAGAUAAUUUUUGCUUACUUUGUUAUGUGUACGGUAGAGUAAAUGAGGCAACCUCUUGUGAUUGAUACAGAAAUGACUAGAUUUAUCAAUAAACAUACAUAAGCUGUUAUAAAUGAAGAUAAUUUUUUGGCUCACCAGUCAAGCAUGACAAUUUAUCUU